Messenger RNA from Raphanus sativus (radish), 1213 nucleotides. RefSeq lists its product as uncharacterized. Bases 86 to 1213 code for a protein of 375 amino acids. NCBI's taxonomy places the organism in Eukaryota, Viridiplantae, Streptophyta, Magnoliopsida, Brassicales, Brassicaceae. The transcript has 4 exons. The record is from RefSeq and is a predicted model, not a curated record.
GAUUAAAACGUCUUUGAAUUCGACUAAGCGAUCUGAGGAACCGGCCAGUCAAUUCUCGAAACAGUUUGCAAGUCCAAGAUCCGAUAUGGAUUGUUGUGCAAAUCAACAACAGUCGGAAGACCAAGAAGUUGAUAUCUUGGAGUUUGAGAAUCUGAAUGAUGAGGAGGGUUUGUGUCAAUCCUCUUCGAGUUCUUUUGGUGAUUCAUUAUGUGCUCGUGAUGAUGAUGAUGAUUGUGGUUUCGAAGCACAGUCUAUGUUAAGCAAAGAUUAUCCACUGCCUGAGAGUUUUGGAGAUGGGACUGAGCUAUUGGGUUUGAGAAAGAAGAAGAAGAAGAAGUUGACGGAUGAGUGGAGGAGGUUUAGUCAGCCUUUGAUGUGGAGGUGUAAGUGGUUAGAGCUCAAGGUUAAGGAACUUGAGUCUCAAGCAAGAGGGUAUGAUAAAGAAGUCCAAAGCUACGAUGGUGAUGAUCAAACUCAGAGGAUGAGUGUUUUCAAGAGAGGAAGAAGGAGACGUGUGGAAGAGACAACAGAUGUUUCUGCUUAUAUCUCCAACCAUAAUGUUUUCUCUUAUGCCGAAAAGCGGAAGCCAAGAACUCUUAAAGCUCAGUGUCCUGUUCCUGGUGAGAUCAUUGUUCUAGGCGAGGAAGAUGAGAGUGAAGAUGAUUGUUGUUUUGUUUCCGAGUCACAUUGUUCUGAUGAUGAUCUCAUAGGAAAGAUACUGUGUAAGAUUGAUGAGGCGCAGGAUAAAGCAAAGAGACUGAAGAAGCGUGUUGAUGAGCUGAUGAUGUGCAAUUCUCAUAAUACAUCAUCUAUGCCUCGGACAAUAGCUCAAUCUAGGAGUGACUUUACGGCUCAGACUGGUAAGCAACAUUAUACACUUGUGGAAGGUCAUAAUCAGAGAGAAGGAUCUGUGAAAAUUGGAAGGCAACGUAUAUCUGCUGAUCAUAAUGAAGAUGUAUUAUUGAUACCUCAAGGUCCUCCUCCUCCUUUUGAAGUCGAUGGGCAGUUUUUGUUUAACAACUCUCCAAAUCCUUAUGAAGGAUUAAGAUUUCCCUCAAUCGAAGAUCUGCUGAUGGAUGGAGAUGAAUAUGAAGGAGAACCGGACAAAGAAGAGCUUGAUCAUUGUUUCAUGAAGCUAAUGAAUGAGUUUGGAGGAGAGACCAUCAUGUCAGAAGAAGAAGAAGAAGAAGAAGAUAUUAUACCGCCUCACUAA